Molecule: messenger RNA, 2339 nt
Organism: Cuscuta europaea
Lineage: Eukaryota; Viridiplantae; Streptophyta; Magnoliopsida; Solanales; Convolvulaceae
Source: the annotation of a GenBank genome assembly
CUCAUUAGUGAUGUUUUCUUUUCGUUUGGGUAAAUUCCACUCACUAUAAGAUUCCAUAAAUGAACUUUUGAAUCCUUUUCAUUACAAAAGAUUUACAUAUAAACAACGGAAUAAUUCUCUGUUUAAACAACGGGAAAUUAUAAACAUAACCCUGUUUUCAAAGGCUACCCGCAAUCCAGCGUUGAAUUUGAGCUAUUCACUUCAAAAUCCAUUGAGGUAUUCACUCUGGCCUUGAUUGUGCACGCUGCACGAACCAAAUCAAGGAAAACAACAGCUGUUGAUUGGCCGUAGGAAGUAAUAUACACAAGCCUAAAAUUUAAAUCCUCAUUUUUUGAACGAUAAUAACUUUUUUAUUUAUACUCCGAAUUUUAUAAAAAAUAUAUCAAAUUUCAUAAUUUUUUAUGAUAUCAAUAUUACGUAUAAAAAAUAAAUAAAUACAAAAUGAAGUUUCAAUUGGUUGAGUUUUUCAGACACAAUUGUUUUCUUAAAUAGAUUCAAAUGCUAAAAAAUUAAGAUUCCAUGAUUAAAAUUCUGUUUUGCAUCUUACCCUUAUUUUUUCUAAAGUAGGUUUGAAGUGAAAUUUAAAAACUUAAAUCCCAAAUUUAUGUAUUUUUACAUUGAAAUGCUUGACUUUUUAAAUCAUAAAUAUUCACAAAAGAAAGAAAUUGAAAAAAAAAAUCGAUAUUAAAAAGUAAGAUUUUAAAUUAAAAAAUUGUUGGGUAAAUACAUUGACGGGAUUGGAUUGCAAUAAAAAUUGGAUUGAUUGAAUGAAUACAUAUAAGUGAUGAGGAAUUUGAUGUAUUGACAAAGCUGGAUUGCGGUUAGCCUAAACGCAACCUCUUUUUUUAAUUCGUUUCAAACAUACGAUCAAGUUUACAAACUCACCCUUCCUAACACUAUUUCUUUUCUACUGGUAAAGCAAGACCCAAAUGUAUCUAUAUUCCAUGUCUUCCAUGGCUGGGCAUAAACUCCUUAAACGAGCCAAUCUCGUAGAGGAGGUGGAGGCUACGGAGUGGACGUCAGGCGGUAGCAGUGAUCAAAAGGUUGGUCACCGCAAAAGGUGGUGGGAGAGCCGGAUAGGUUAUGGAGGUCAGGAGUCGGGAGGUGGAUGUGACCGAAGUUAUGGUAGUGGUGGUGACGGCUAUGGCGGUGGCAAGGUUACUGAUGGAGCUAAGCUACUUUCAUCGGGUCUUGACUUGGAUAUCACACGGGAACUGCUUUUGGUUUGCUAAAUUCAUGCUCUCGGUUGCUUUGUGGAGCAGUGGUUGGCUAGGAAGCAUGAAAACACCAUGGACCUCCACGUUUCCGUUUAGGAAACGUUUCGGAAACGGGAAACUUGCGGAAACAGCCGGAAACGAGAUGGAAACAGUAGGAAACUAAUAUGGCGGGUUGGGGUAUUGGGCCUGAUGCCGGAAACGUUUCAGAUACGUUUUAAAUAAGUAUUUGAUCUGAAUAGGACUAAAAUAUAAGAAUAAUGCAAGAAUAGGACCUUAUAUUUUUUUAUUCCCAAAAUAGGAGUUUCUUUUAUUUUAUCCCUAUAUUACCCUCCUGAUUUUUUAAUCUUCCAUAUCAGGCAUAUGCUCUCCCAGCCACUUCUUUUCACCUCUCUCCUCAUUCUUAUCUCUUCUCCUGCGUGCAUCUCCAUCACAUACGCAUAUCUCUUUGCAUCUCCCUUCUCUCUCUCCCUGCAGCUCAUCAUCCAUCAUAUUUUCUCCCCCAAAAUUUCCGACGGAUCCAACAAUUACUCUAUCUCCGGUGAAUUACAAAGUUUUGACGGCGAUUUUUACUUCUCAACUCCGACUGUCGUACCGGUGGGCGGCGAGCGGCGAUUGUGUAGGAUGACAAUGAUGUUAUUAAGAUGACACUUCAACUGCAAGAUAGCAUUUCCAUGAUAGCAUGCCAAAUAAGAGAUCAGAUCUGAGAUUUGUCGUGAUAGGUUGUGGAUGAGGCCACCGGCGGCGCCUGUGGGGGUAGCGGCGACGCCAUGGAGGCGAACGGCACCGUGGAGGCGGUGGCACUGUGGAGGCGGUGGCUAGCUUAGAUGACGUGACCGGCGGCGGCGGUAGACGACGUGACUGGCGGCGGCAGUAGAUGACGUGACCGACGGUGGCGGUAGAUGAAGUGACCGGUGGAGGCGGCGGCGGCAGCGAAGAAGGUGGUCAUCAGCCCUAGGGUUAUGUUGUUGUCUGGUUGCUGUAAUGUUUGUUUUUAAUGCUUUUAUUUAAAUUAUUAAUAAACAAUGGAGCUUGAGAUUUUAUUAAGGGUAUUUAUGUCAGGCCAUCCCUUUUUUACUCCUACUAAACUUCACGGGAAGCUUGACUCCUAUUAUUGCAUAAUUU